AUGUUGCCUAUUAAGCCUCACCUAGUCUACCUGCCUCUUUUCAUUUCCUGCCUUUUCGGCUGCCAGCAAAUGGAGACCCCAUCCGACUUCCAGAUGCCCGGGGAUUAUAUCAUCGCAGGAUUCUUCUCCAUCCACUCUAUCUACAACGAAGUCAGAUUCAAACCUGAGGUGACCCUGUGUGAGAGGUCCGAGAGCUUCAAUGGCCAUGGGUACCACCUCUUCCAGGCCAUGAGGUAUGCCAUAGAGGAGAUCAACAACUCCAGCUCUCUGCUUCCCAACAUCACUCUGGGCUACGAACUCUAUGAUUCAUGUUCAAAGUCUGCCAAUUUGUACGCUGCACUGAGUGUUAUUUCCCAGCCCAGAAGCAAUCAUAUCAAGGUUCCUGAAACCUUCUUUAACUAUUACCCCAAGGCAGUGGCAGUGAUUGGGCCAGAUAGCACCGAUAUGACCUCUCUAUCUGCAUCCCUACUGAGCACAUUCUUGAUCCCCCAGAUCAGUUAUGAGACAACCAGUGUGAUGUUCAGCAAUAAGGAGAAUUACCCUUCCUUCCUGCGCACGAUCCCCAGUGACAAGCACCAGGUUCAGAUGAUCAUGGUGCUGCUGAAGACUUUUGGCUGGUCUUGGAUCUCAGUGAUCGGCAGUGAUAAUGACUAUGGUUCGCAGGGGUUGCAGAUGCUGGAGGACUUGACCACUGAACAGGAAAUCUGCAUUGCCUACAAGGAUUUUGUGCCCGUGUCAGCUGAAGCCGAUGAUGACACCAUGAAGAAUAUGAUGCUGUCCCUUAAAGAGUCUGGUGCCCAGGUGGUGGUCGUCUUCUGUGAUAAAAGGACGGCCCACAUCUUCUUUAAGGCUGUGGUGCUGAGGAAUGUGACUGACAAGGUGUGGCUAGCCACAGAAGCCUGGUCCCUCUCCACUUACAUCACACAGGUGCCUGGCAUUUCAAGGAUUGGCACGGUGAUUGGGGUAGCUAUCCAGCAGAGACAGGUCCUUGGAAUAAAGGAAUUUGAAGAGGCCUACACCCAGGCUAAGAAGACCUCAAACCCAUCAGUCAAUCCUGCACAGGAUGGGGACGAUCAGAUCUGCAAUCAACAACUGUCUUUUAUGAUGGAGAUCGACUCUGAGUUGAGUGAAUCUUCCAUGAACGCAGCCUACAAUGUGUAUACUGCUGUGUAUGCUGUGGCCCAUGGGCUACACCAGCUCCUGGGCUGCCCCUCAGGAGUCUGCAAUGCCAGUAGGAUCUAUCCUUGGCAGCUGUUGGAGGAGAUCAAGAAGGUGAAUUUCAUGCUGCAUGGAAACCCUGUGUCCUUUGAUGAGAAUGGCGAUCCUGUCACUGGAUACGAUUUUGUUACAUGGGAUUGGAAUGGCCCUAACUGGACCUUCAAAAUCAUUGGAGCUUCCACACAGUACCCGGUUCACUUGCAUAUAGAUGUGACAAAGAUCCGCUGGCACAGAGGGGAAAAUCAGGUGCCUCCUUCUGUGUGCUCUGAGGAGUGUCCGGCAGGAGAGGCACGAAGGAUCCUGGGGCUACACCACUGCUGCUUUGAAUGUGUGCGCUGUGCAGCUGGGACCUUCCUCAACAGCAGCAACCAGUACACUUGCCAGCCCUGUGGGAAAGAAGAAUGGUCCCCAGCAGGCAGCCAGACCUGCUUCAGCCGCACUGUUGAGUUCCUGGCCUGGAACCAUCCCGUCUCUGUGGUGCUCAUAGGGGCCAACACACUGCUGCUGCUCCUGUUGGCAGGGGUGGCUGGCCUGUUUGCCCGGCACCUGGACACACCCGUGGUGAGAUCGGCCGGGGGCAGGAUGUGCUUCCUCAUGCUGGGCUCGCUGGCAGGCGCUGGAUGCAGCCCCUACUGCUUCCUCGGGGAGCCAACGGCCCUCACCUGCCUACUUCGGCAGACGGUUUUUGCCCUGGGCUUCGCUGCUUUCCUAUCUUGCUUAACUGUACGCUCCUUCCAGCUGCUCUUCAUCUUCAAGUUGUCAGCCAAGAUGCCCACCUUCUACCAUUCCUGGGUGCAGAACCACGGGCCCAGGACCUUUGUGGUGGUGAGCUCAAGUCUCCAGCUUCUCAUAUGUAUCAUAUGGUUGGUGGCGUGGACCCCUGUACCCACCAAGGAGUAUAAGCACUUCCCAGAGUUGGUGAUGCUGGAAUGUUCCCAGGGAAGCUCUCCAGGUUUUAUACUGAGCAAUAUCUACACUGUACUACUCUCAGUCAGCUGUUUUACCUCUAGCUACGUGGGCAAGGAUCUGCCUGAGAACUACAAUGAGGCCAAGUGCAUCACCUUCAGCCUGCUCCUCUACUUUGUCUCCUGGAUUGGCCUCACCACCACUACCGCUGUCUACCAUGGCAAAUACCUGCCCGCCAUCAAUGCAUUGGUCAUCAUGAGCAGCCUCAGUGGUGUUUUCAGUGGCUAUUUCCUCCCCAAGUGCUAUGUCAUCCUCUGCCGUCCAGACCUCAACACCACUGAGUAUUUCCAGGCCUCUAUCCAAGACUACACACAGCGCUGCAGCUCCCCCUGA
Molecule: messenger RNA, 2517 nt
Organism: Dromiciops gliroides (monito del monte)
Lineage: Eukaryota; Metazoa; Chordata; Mammalia; Microbiotheria; Microbiotheriidae
Gene: TAS1R1
Product: taste 1 receptor member 1
Exons: 6
Coding region: 1-2517 (838 amino acids)
Biological process (GO): sensory perception of umami taste; G protein-coupled receptor signaling pathway
Cellular component (GO): membrane
Molecular function (GO): G protein-coupled receptor activity
Source: RefSeq, a predicted model, not a curated record